UUCAUUUCCUGAGUGCCCUGCCCUUGUGAAGCGCAAGUGUAACAGUAAAUCAUGCCAUGGGGAGUGUUUCAUGUGGGAUGAGGGUGGAGUGAGUAACCAGUGCCAUCACAGCAGAAUAGGAAACCAGAUAUCCGCCCACGCAUUAUAACUGUUUACUGCUUUAACCGGUAUCUAAAACUUAAGGUAAGUGUUUACAGACAUGUGUUUCAAUCUAUAUGAUUAUGAUGAAAAAAUAAAUAAAUUGCACUUACACCUCUACUGUUUUUUUUUCUUUCUAUUUUUCUAAUUUGUAAGUCGCUUUGGAUAAAAGCGUCUGCUAAAUGAAUAAAUGUAAUGUAAUGUAAUGUAUUAUAGUAUGAAGAUAUUUUAAAUGGAGUAAACAGAGUGACAAAUGUUUUGUUCUCGGGAAUAAUUUGUGCUGCUGGGAAGUCCUUUUUUUUGUCAGUCUGUUCACAUGUAGAAAUAUCAGAGAAAUUAGAGUUUUGCUGCAGCAGUCAAACAGUGACUACGUUUACAUGGACGGCAGUAAUCUAAAUAUUGAGCUUAAUCUGAGUAAGAUAAUAAUGUGAUUAAGGUUGGAAACAUGGGUCGCUUUUAGAAUACUCCUGUCAUGUUCCCGUUUUACAUGUUUUAGAACAUAAUUAGAUUAACAGCCCGCGUCAUUACGUCACCGCGCCACGCCGUCCGACGUCCCUCCAGAAUUUCACGUAUCAACAUACAGUUGGUCUUCGUUAUGGUACCGUAUACAGUUCUGGGUGUUUUUAUUUAUUAUUUUUUUUACGAACGCUUUAAGUGCAGUUAAUUAUUUGUCAUGCUGUACGUGCUAAUAGACGACUGCUUGAAGCGGUGGGUGUGUCCCAAAUCGCGUAGUUACCGCCUAUAUAGCAGCCGAGAUACAUGUAUUUUUCCCCACUACAGGCCUGUAGUAGGAAAGUAUGCGAUUUGGGACACAGCCGAACUCUCUUGUUCGCCGUAAAACGUAAAACUGUCGUGUGUGAUCGUGUCCUGUCGCCAAAUGCGGUGAAAACUCCCACACGACGUUCAUAAUGUGAUUAAGGUGUUUACAUGUCUGUAAUACACGUCCAUAAUGCGACUAAAACAGUAGUACUCCACCUGUCUUAAUUAGAUUAUUACUUACUUCGAUUAUGACCUUAAUUAGAUUAAGGAUCCAAAUUUAAAACAUUAUGGCUUUGGACGGAAGACUGAAGUGGGUGAAGUUCCUGCUUUUAUCCUUCAACUUUGUCUUCUUUACGUUUGGCCUGACUAUCAUGACGGCUGGCGUUUGGCGUUUGCUGACUAUGAACAACUUCCCUAAGCUUGUUCAGGCUGGUGGAGUAGCCAUUUUUCUCAUCGUGGUAGGUUUCAUCUUCCUCUUCAUCGCCUUGAUCGGCUGCUAUGGAGUAUGGAAACGGAACUUUUGCAUGGUCACUACGUUUGCCAUCCUGCUCUUCUGUUGCGUGAUCAUGGACGUUGUGAUAGUCAUUGGUGUGUAUACCUUUACUAACAAGGUGCUGGAUAUAUUGGACAAUGAAAUGCAGAGUGAUAUCAACAGCUACAACACAUCUAAACUGGCUAGGGAACGCAUUGAUGUAUUUCAGGAAAUGGUGGGAUGCUGUGGACAAGUGAAUGCCUCUGACUGGGUGAACUUCCAGCCUGACGGUAUCUCCGUCCCUGACACUUGCUGCAGGAUAGUCACAGUGGACUGUGGAGCCGGAGCCAUGAACAACGAAUCCAUAAUCUACACAGAAGGUUGUGUGCCUUUUGUGGAGUAUAUGUACAAGAUGAUGAAGCUCUGGUCUGGCGUAAUAGGUCUUGUCUUUGCUUUCAUAAAGAUCUUUGUUAUUGUGCUUGCCUGUACGCUGAUGUAUGGAAUCCACAAAGGCUAUAAGAUUCAAGAGCCCUUGCUGAUAAGCGACCUUGCUUGUUUCCGCUGUUUUCAGAGACGUGCCCAGCCAGUAUCAGUAUCAGUAUCAGAAGAAGGUAGCCCUCAUCACAGGGUCAAGUGAAUGACUUUGAAAUUCUCCGAAUAUGAAAGGGAGAUGAUACUAACCUUGUUCUUAUUUUUGGAUUUUUAAAAGGGUAAAAAAAAAUAAUAAUUCUGCCUACACGGCGUGUCGUAGUUUUGACUUUUUUCCCCCUUGCUUUUAUCCAAACAACAUUUUUGUCCUUAUGAACAUUCACGUCCAGAAUACUAUUCAGGAGUUGCCAGGUCCUCCAGAAAACAAGCCAAAUUGCCAUGUAAAAUAUUCCAAGAUCAGUAAAACCAGUCCAAAUCCACAAAUAAAAAUGUGACCCUUCCAAAGCAUGCCAUAACCAGAGGUAGUGUGAUAUUUAUGAAGUAGCAUUGUACAAUACGUUUUAAUGAAGCAAUAUUAAAACCACAGACUUCCUAAAUGUUAGAUAUACAAGACCAUUCUAGGACAUACAAUGGAAAUUAAAAGUCUACACACCCCUGUUAAAAUGGCAGGUUGAUAAGAUAAAUCAUAUCAGAACAGAAAUUACAAUGUAUAAAUAUUAAGUGAAAAACAUUUAGAAACAUGUUUUGCAAAAAUAACAAAAAACGUACAAUAACCUAGUUGCGUAAGUGUGCACACCCCUAAACUAACACUUUGCUGAAGCUCAUUUUGAUUUUCUUACAACACUUGGUCUUUUUGGCUAAAGAGUCUAUCAUAUUUUCCCACUCUUACUUUCAACAACAUUCUAGAUCUGUCAAAUAGUGAGGACGUCUCCUGUGCACAGCCCGCUUCAGGUCAGCCCAUAGAUUUUGAGUUGGAUUCAGGUCUGGGCUUGGCUAUGUCAUCGACUAAAAUCUAAAAUCGACUGGUAUUUGUAGCUAUUCAUGGUUCCCUCCAACUUGAUUGAAAAAAAAAAAGUCAAUCACGAUCAAAAAAACAAUAGCGUUAAAGAAAAAACUUACUUCUUACUGCUUGCUUAUUAACACUGCUUCUACCAGCUUACUCUUGUGCUAGAGUAUCUAACAUCAUGUGAAUUCAGGAAAUAUAACCAAAAAUCACCUGUUUCCUGUUCUUUAUAGUGUAUUUCUUAUGUAAAAACAUUCAUAAGUUUUUACAUAACAUUUCCAAAACAUGCUUGCCUUACAGCAUUUCUCUGGAUGAUCCUGAGACUUCUGUGAAACGGUGCUUUAUUCGCAAAAGUUUUAUGCGAUAUUCCAGUUUUAUGCAUAAGUUAAAUUCGCAUCUUUGUAUGGAAACAUAGCUAUUGAUAUGCAUCCUGUUUUAUGCAAAUAUGCCCUUCCACCUAACCAAUCAGUAGUUAACCCAUUGUCUCUGUUGUGUGUCAAGCAUGAU
Ictalurus furcatus (blue catfish) is the source of this 3308-nucleotide messenger RNA. Its product is annotated as CD63 antigen-like. The record is from RefSeq and is a predicted model, not a curated record. The transcript has 9 exons. Lineage: Eukaryota; Metazoa; Chordata; Actinopteri; Siluriformes; Ictaluridae. Bases 1185 to 2006 code for a protein of 273 amino acids. Gene Ontology annotation, cellular component: membrane.